CUUAACGUGUCACUUCCGCAGUGUGGUGGUGUUUACACACAGGAGAAUUCAUAUUUUUAGAAGAUGACGGUCAAUAAAGCAGAUAAUAUUAGCAGUAUCCCCAUCGACGGAUUCAGCAAUGUAAGAAUAACGUCGUUAUGGACUUUUUUCAUGUCGGUGCAGUGGUCCGAGCCCUGGCUCAUCGGUCUGCUGGUGUUUCAUGCUGUGUGCUUGUUCCUGACUUUGCUCACCUGCAAGUAUUACAGAGCUCAGAUCUGCCACUUCCUGCUCGUAGUUGGUCUGGUUUAUAGUGCUGAAUAUCUAAACGAGCUGGCUGCCAGAAACUGGAGGUCCUAUUCAAACUUCCAGUACUUUGAUUCCAAGGGCAUGUUCAUAUCUUUAGUUUUCUCGAUUCCUCUUCUUCUCAAUGCUGUCAUCAUCGUGAUGGUGUGGGUGUACAGGACCUUUUCCACUAUGACUGAGCUGAAGACCCUUCAGCUGAAGAGAAAGGCCCGCAGAGAGAAGAGAGAGAAGAAUGACUGAUCCGUCUCUGCAUGUCCAUAAAUGGGCUUCAUUUGGAGGAAUUUGGAAGCUCCGAUUUGCUAAUCCCGAAUUUUGGAAAUGGAAAGUCAGUUCCAUCUUGUGACUUCAAAAGGAUUUUUUCAUUGAUGUUGGUUAAUGUGAGGAAUGGGUGUCUUUUUUGGUUUUGUUUUUUGGCUGUGACUGUUAAAAACCUGUGUACACUAUGACAUUUCUGAAGACCAAGGACACUUAGUGUUUUGUAUUUAACGUGUGAAAGCAUGUUAAAAUGCACCCCCUCCCCUCAAAAAGACUGUCGUUUUAAUUGUCUAGAUGUCUGUUACCCUAAAUGUUCAUUUUGCUCAUUUUUUGAUUCUCAAUAUAUCAGUCAUUUUAAAGACUAGUUGCAUGAAACUUGGCCAGGGUGUGUUUUUUAGGAUUAUUUUUAAAAUUCAAUGAUCCCCUCUAUGGUGUGGUGUGCAGCAGUGGUUCUCAAACUUUUCACAAUGAGUACCACCUCAUAAAAUAAAUGGCUCUUGAAGCACCACCCUUAUGACCGACAUUAAAGUACAGUAGUAUAGGCCACAUACAGUUUACACAGACAAUUUUAUUUCUUAUAUAAAUGCUAUUUAUUUUAACUGUCAUAAACAGGAUGUGACAAGUGAUAAUAAUAACAACUGUACUACAUUGAAAGAUUCAGAGCAGAUGGGAUAUCAAAUCUUUAACUAAUGACCUGAUGAAACCUGCUUCCGGGUCCAAACUACUCUGCAUUUAUUAUGGCUGUUGUGUUUUUAACAUGUUGUAAUGCUUUGUAUCUUGUUCUGUUUAAUCUGAAAAAGCCCCUAAAUAAUUCAAUGAUCACUGUCGGCCUCUCACAGUUUUUAUCAUCACUAUUCAUUUUAAAGCUCAGUUUUUAAAACCUUACGAUGUAACUACAACCCAGCCCAUGCAGCAGUAUAUUAAUGACUAACCUUAUAUUGCAGUUGUUCUUCUGACUGAAGUUUGGUUUGUUUAGCAUCCUGCCAUGCGAUUACAUGGAAAAUACACCUCUCUCAAGGCGCUGCUGCUGCGGUGCUACUCCCUUUACGGCCUGGGUGAUGGUACCGCUCUCGAGCUCAUGGAGAGCACACUCCUUGCUAGGAACAGAUGACAGCGGAUUUCUCUUCACUCACGUCUUCCUCCGACAUAUGCUGGUGCGAGCUGGUCUCACCAACUCCCCGCUGCUGGCCGCGAAGGGUUACUGCUCACCCGCAGAAGAAGCGGAUUGAAUUCUCCUGACUACCAGGAGCUUCAGCAUUCAGACAAUAGUUCCUGACUGACCAGCAGCAUCUCCCACGCCCCCACCGAUUCUCCCAGGGGCCUCAUCGAUGGUGGCUAGGAUCGGGGCACCGUGGAAAAGGGCUGUGUUUUUAUCAUCAGUGUGACUUGUGUCGUCUUUGCAUACCUCCACAAUGGUAUAUCAUUUAAUCUUAAGAAAGAAAUUGGAGUAUUAACGCGUUUCCUACCAGAAGAGCCCAAGUACCUUAAGUGGUACGUGUACCACAGUUUGAGAAAGACUGGUGUAUAGAAAAGGAUAUUGGCAUAUAUGCCAACACUGUUUGCUCUCGUACCUUUUUUGUGCCCAUUGAGUUCUAUUAUAAUCAUAUAUUUCAAAUAUACUGUAAUCCUGACAUGUUAUAAUGCUUUUCCCAUGAAUACCUAAUGGAUCUAAGGUUCUGCCUUCAAAAUGAAGGAAAAAUAGGUUUUGGAUGAAAUGAGUACUCUCAUCACCGGAUAUAGGCAGAACUCCACCUUAGACAUUUUCAGUGGAGGCCUGGUUUUGAAUGCAGGACCACCAUAAAAAUGGUGUGGAUGUGCUGGGAUUGAUAUAAGAGAGUGGUGUGAAUGUGAUUGAGAAUAAAUUUUGUGUGUGUGUGUAA
Molecule: messenger RNA, 2417 nt
Organism: Oreochromis aureus
Lineage: Eukaryota; Metazoa; Chordata; Actinopteri; Cichliformes; Cichlidae
Gene: tmem18
Product: transmembrane protein 18
Exons: 5
Coding region: 64-522 (152 amino acids)
Cellular component (GO): nuclear membrane
Source: RefSeq, a predicted model, not a curated record